CUUAAUCAACCGGACGGUGAACCAUCUUUUUUUGAAUCAGUUGCUCAAGAGCGUGCAGAUGGAAAUCGGAAUGUCCUUCACAUGGCUGUAAUGAUGUGUACGCCUCUUUCUAAUCGUGAGGUCGAAUGGAGUACUCAACUACAUUCUGCUCUAUAUUCAAAGCCCUCCCAAGACCUAUCACUCAACAUUAGUGACAAAAUGCCUAGUUCACCUUCAAGGGAUGCAACGAAUUCACUUUCUCAGAAGCAACAGUCUAUGUCAAACCGACCAGCUGUUAUUUCCUACAAUGGGAGCUCUCGUUCUUCAAAUGCUUAUAGCAUGCAUGAACUAUUCUUUCUUCCAUCAGUGGAUUCAGGUUCUGUGUCAUCAGCAGAGGCCAAAAUGCUAACUUCUGGUUCCUCUGAUUCACGCCAUAAUCGAACUGCGCCCUUGGCUAAUAGUGAAUCUUCGGCCUCUAGUGCCAGUUUCUGGCACCUCGCUCCUCUCCGCAGUGAUGAGCUAACUCGUCGUUUGGCUUCUUACCGCAUUGUUUCUUGCCUUGUUGAAUCUUUUGGUCUCCAUUCUCAUUUAAUUAAUCUUUUAACAGCUCGCAACGCUGAUGGGCAGACUCCAUUUAUGCUUGCAAUUGCCUGUCGAGCCUACCAGGUGGCCAGCUUUAUCUAUGACGUUAUUAAGAAGUUAGAAGCUGAUUUUAUUGGAAAAAAGGUUCCUUUUAACAAAAUGGACGCUAUCUUCCCUGCCUCCAAUUUGGAUGAUUCGCCCUUGUUUACUUUGGUAUACAAUGAUAUGUGCAGUUUCACUUGGACUGGACCUAGUCAUAUUCGACAGGUGUUGAUUCAUUUUUAA
Molecule: messenger RNA, 846 nt
Organism: Protopolystoma xenopodis
Lineage: Eukaryota; Metazoa; Platyhelminthes; Monogenea; Polystomatidea; Polystomatidae
Source: the annotation of a GenBank genome assembly